AUGUCAGUCAUGCGGUCGUUGGCUACAGGUAGUCGAAAUCGUGUCAGUGAUCGAAGGUCAUCGGGAACGCGUGCUGCACUUCAUAUUGAACCAAAAGUUAUUCACGACGAAGCUCCAUCUCGCAGUACAGUUGUAAGGUGGUCAAAAUGGUUUCGUGAAGGUGGAGAACAGAUUGAAGAUGAACCACGACCUGGUCGACCUGUAACCAAGACAACAUCUGAAAAUAUCGAAGAAGUUCGACUCUGA
Messenger RNA from Didymodactylos carnosus, 246 nucleotides. NCBI's taxonomy places the organism in Eukaryota, Metazoa, Rotifera, Eurotatoria, Philodinida, Philodinidae. The record is from the annotation of a GenBank genome assembly.